UAUAUAUAUAUAUAUAUAUAUAUCACAUCUUUAUCCAUUCAUCUGUUGAUGGACAUCUGGGCUUUUUCCAUAGUUUGGCUGUUGUGCACAUUGCUGCUAUAAACUUUAGGGUGCAUGUGCCCCUUUGAAUCACUAUGUUUGUAUCCUUUGGAUAAAAAUCUAGUAAUGAAAUUGCUGGGUAAUAGGGUAGUUCAAUUUUUAACUUUUUGAAGAAUCUUCAUACUAUUUUCCAGAGUGGCUACAAGUUUGCAUUCCCACAAACAGUGUAAAUGGGUUCCUCAUUCUCCACAUCCUUGCCAACAUCUGUUGUUUCCUGUUGUAAAAUUUAGCCAUUCUGACCCGUGUGAGGUGGUAUCUCAUUGUGGUUUUGAUUUGUAUUUCCCUGAUGCUGAGUGAUGUUGAGCAUUGUCCUUAGUUAUUGAGUAGGUAGCAAAAGGAGGAAAGAAAAAUGCAGUCUUCUUAGAAUUUGUUGACAGGGUUAAUUUUUCAGUCAUCCCAAAAGGAAGAAACGUGAGAGGUAGAUUUUUUUUUUUGGAGGUAGAUUUAUAAGCUAUUAUUCUUGAACUCUGAAUUUAAAAAAUAAUAAUAAAGCAAACAAACUAAGAAAAAACACUUAUAUUCUUCCUGGAGAGGAAGAUACAGAUACAAAUUAAAACUUAGUUGGUUAGAGAUUGGAUGUGAGUGUGAAAAUCAGAGAUGAAAUGAAGAUUCCUAAAUUUUCCUGGAUUGAGUUGCUACUGAUAGAUAUUAACAAAGUGAAACUGGAGAGAACCAUUAAAAAUGAGAUUUAGCAACAAGGCCUUCUAGGAACAUGUUGAACUGGAAGAUCCUAUGGGAUAUCAGGAAGAGGAUAUCUAGUAAGCAGUAGAGAAUGGAGUCUAGGACCCAGGUGGCAGAUUGUUCCUCAUGUUCUCUGGGAAAGCAAGUAGGAGCAGAAAUCCCAUGUUGACAUAGGGCGGUGUAAUGGUGUGAGAAGAUAUGGCAUAACAGAGCAAAUCUUGUACUAGAAUCUGGGGAUCUGUUUCACUGAGUGGUCUGAGGAUCUGUUUCACUGAGUGUCCAUUGAGUGGACAAGACACUCUCCCUCCUAGGGCCUCACUUCCUGUCAUGUGUGUGUUCUAGAUCAGUUUCCAAAUGGAUUUGCAUGGAUUUGUGUGGUGGAAACGUAGAGACUCUUUAAUUCUGUCUUGUUUCUAUUUAGUGUCUGCCUUUCUAAAAGAUCUGUUUCAUUUCUUGCUUGCCUCACAAAAUUACAUUCAGGAAGGGGGGGAGUUCCAUUUCUUAAUUAAAUAACAAUAAUGAAAAGUUUGAAAGGCACAGACGCAGGUGCUUGCUCCUGACAUUUCCAGCUUUACCAUUACUGAGCCAUUUUUCUCAUUUCUGUUAUCUACUCAGAAUUUGAUCACUCUAAGCAGGUGCUCCACUAUGACUUGGGAAGAAGAUCAUUUAUCCUAUUAAGAAAAGUUUCUGGAACACAUCUCAUUGUAGUAUACAUAUUUCAAAUGCUGAAGAAGCACUGAAAUAUGGAUACAGUAGAAGUAUUCAAAUCUCACAAUAGCAUAAACCAAAAUUAUAGAAUUAUUUCUGAGAAAAAGAGGUGGUGUUGGAGAAUGGAAAGUAUGAAUGAGAGGGACACAACUUAAAAAAUUAGAAACAAAUACAACCAGUUACUGGAAGGUCAUAAGUUCUGAAAUUGGAAAAUCUGGUUUGGGUCAAGAUUCUAUCACUUACUUGCUGUCUGCUUUGGGCAAUUUGCUUAACUCCUCCAAUCUUUGAGUUUGUCCUUUGGGAAUUAACUGUAUCUUAAAUCCACAUUAACUCUAUCUUCUGGAGAGCUGAUGUCUUCACAUGAGGUAAUGGAGAUGAAAGUGGUAAGUAAUUAGAAAUCAUUAGGCCAGGCCUGCAUUAUUGAAAAAAAUGUCAGUUAUGUGGGUGGACGUACAUACAUAGAUACGGGCGCAGGAGAAUGUACUAAACAGAAUAUCAUGGUUAUGAUCUUAAGAAGCAUGAGACACUAUGCUAAAAAUUGGAUUUUAAGUAUAAAUAUUGGUUGUUGUUACUGAACUAGCCUAUCUCAGUAAAAAAAGAAAUUAUAAGAGAAGUAUAGGUCUAGGAUUCUGGAGAACUGGCUUUUCCAACUGUUAACUCUGACUAAAUAGAAAACUCUUAAACUUUCUGUGUUUGUUGUCCCAUCUGCUAAGUAGCAAUAAUACUGGUCUGCAUAUUUCACAAGUUUCUUUUAGUCACUCAACAAGCCUUCAUAAAACACUGUAAAUUAUCUUCAAACUCCAGAAAAGGUAUUACAGUACUUAGUAUUCAUAUUGUAUACUACUGUGCAUUUUCAUGAAAUGUUCUCAUUGCUCCUAUUUUCUAUUUCAACUUUUGUGCAUUUCAUAUAAUGUCUCUUUACCCCACCUAUGAUUUUACUGGUUCUCAAAUAUAGACAUGCUGUUGUAUUUGCUAAGAAUCCAGAGGAUUAUUAUGCAAGACAGUUCUGGUAGGUGAGUUCAGGGUACAACUAUUUCAGCUGCCCAUAAAUCAAGGAAAUAAGGAAGCUUUCCUUGACAAAUGAAAUUAACACUCUAGCUUGGAUUAACAACCAGUCAUCAUUGUACAGGUCAGUCUUGAUGAAGAUGGGACCCUCCCUUGUGCAUAUACGUAUAUAUACGUGUAUGUGUGCCUCAGAGCAGCAUGUCUCUGCCACCCUCACUUGUCAUCACUAUGAAGAGUCUCACUGUUUUUGCCAUCUUUGCUCUUGCAGCCACCACAUGGGCUGGCCUUCCACCUGCAAUAGGAAGAGAGGUAGACUGCUCCAACUACAAAGGAAAAGGCUCUCAGAUUGCAUGCCCAAGGCACCUGCAACCAAUAUGUGGCACAGAUCAUAAGACUUACAGUAAUGAAUGCAUGUUUUGCGCGCUAACUCUAAACAAAAAUUUUGAAGUCAGGAAACUUCAGGAUACUGCAUGUGAUAUUGAGUGCACUAAAUAUUCUGAUAUAUGUACCAUGGAAUACAGACCUCUCUGUGGAUCUGAUGGAAAAAACUAUUCCAACAAAUGUUUGUUUUGCAAUGCUGUUGUGAAGAGUCGUGGUACAAUCUUUUUGGCCAAGCAUGGACAGUGCUGAGAUUUGGAUCCCAAGUUCCCUUUGGCAGAUUCCAUGUAGAGAACCAAUCUCUUUAAAUAGUUAUGGGGGCAAAUAUGUGGAUUUGAUUCUUCAAU
This is a messenger RNA of Nyctereutes procyonoides (raccoon dog), 3218 nucleotides long. Its product is annotated as double-headed protease inhibitor, submandibular gland. Gene Ontology annotation, molecular function: protein binding; serine-type endopeptidase inhibitor activity. NCBI's taxonomy places the organism in Eukaryota, Metazoa, Chordata, Mammalia, Carnivora, Canidae. The transcript is spliced from 6 exons. The record is from RefSeq and is a predicted model, not a curated record. The coding region runs from base 2692 to 3123 and encodes 143 amino acids.